AUGCCCGUCCUAGUGGGUUAUCUAAUGUUUCGUCAUCAUCCUCUCCCCCCCUCCCCCCACCCCCCUCCUCCCCCCAUCUCCUCUUCUCCGUUAUGUCCUUUCCCUCCCAGCCUCUUCGCGUUCUAUCCUGCCCACCUAAUCGAUACCCUCCUGCCCCCCUCCCACUCCCUCCCCACUCCCCCCCCCCCGCCCUCCCCUUCGUCCACCCCCCCCGCACCCCGACCGCCCGUGCUCCCCCCCCGCUCGCCGCCUCCCCCUCGCCCCGCCCUGUUCUUCCUCCCCCCCCGCGCACCGCCGCACGGGCCCCCGUCCGCCCCGAACCCCCCCCCACACACACCCCACCCAGCUCCCCCCCCCCCCUUGCCCCCCUCACCACUCCCGCGACACUCACGUGCACGCCCACCACCCCCCAUUCCCCGUCCCCCCUCGCCCAAACGGGGUCCGGGCCCGACCCUGUACUCUCCCGGCCCUCCCCUCCCGCCGCACCUCUCCGCCCCCCCUCCCCCUCACCCCUCUCGUCAUUCCUCCUCUCCUCCUCUCUCAAUGUCCGCGUCCAUCGUCUCCGUUUACCAGCUCCAGACUUUCUCCCCCUAUCUGCUCCGCCGCACGGGAUUCCCCCCCCUCGGUCCCCCCCCGCCGCCCGGCCGCAACCCCUCCCCCCGCCCCGUUUCUUCCUAG
Molecule: messenger RNA, 678 nt
Organism: Homalodisca vitripennis (glassy-winged sharpshooter)
Lineage: Eukaryota; Metazoa; Arthropoda; Insecta; Hemiptera; Cicadellidae
Product: vegetative cell wall protein gp1-like
Exons: 1
Coding region: 1-678 (225 amino acids)
Source: RefSeq, a predicted model, not a curated record